AGCUCUUCUUACUUCAAACUUUUCUUUUCACAGAAGUCCCAUUCAACUAACAUAUGGCUUCCUUUGGAGAAUUGCCCUCCAAAGAAGGAGGCUUCCACCACACAAUCUCUUUCCAAGAGAGGCCAAAACACAAACUCUCACAACAUGAGAAAAAACCACUCUCUGCAUAUACAUGUAAUGAUCCAAAAAGCCUUGGUUCCACAAAGCACAAGUCUGAGAAAGACACAAUAAGAAGUAGGUCUUCUUCAUCUCAAUUCAAAAGGGCUGGUUCAGCUUCAGAAAGAUCAAACUCUAAACCAUUGGUGUCAGCAGAUUCUAGAAUGGUAGGACCCCUAAUGGAUGAAGUUGCCAUUAGAACAGUAAUAGCUAUCCUCAGUGGCUACAUAGGAAGAUAUUUAAAAGAUGAUCAUUUCAGGAUAACAAUCAGAGAGAAGUGCACUGCUAGCUUUGAUAGAAGAAGAAAGGAUUCAAGUGAUGACAUUUUUGUGAACAUGGAAUUGGGUAUGGAGAAAGUUGAUAGAUUAGUAGAAGAUCAUGGAACAAAGAAAGAGGUGGUAGUGAUGAUCAAAAGCUUGAGGAAUUCCAUUGAGCUUUUAACCAAAGUUGCUUCUUUGAAUUCAAAAACGUCCAGGGUUGCUUCAACUUGUGGUGUACAAAAUUCCAAUCUCUCUGCUUGUGCUCAACUAUACUUGGCAAUAGCUUACAAGCUGCAGAAAAAUGAUAGGGUUUCCUCAAAGCAUUUACUUCAAGUGUUUUGUGAUUCUCCAUGUUUGGCUCGAACCUAUCUUCUUCCUGACCUUUGGGAGCAUUUGUUUCUUCCCCAUCUUCUCCAUCUUAAGAUUUGGUACAACAAAGAGCUUGAGUUCCUUUCAAAUGAAGAUCAUGGUGAGAAGGAAAAGAAAAUGAAGGUAUUGAGCAAAGUUUAUAAUGAAAAAAUGGAUACUGGAACUUCUCUGUUUGCUCUUUACUACAAGCAAUGGCUUAAAGUUGGGGCUAGUGAGCCUCCUCUUCCAAUUGUCUCACUGCCAUCAAGGCCAAGUUACAGAUCAUCAAGAAGAAGGUCUUCAGAUUCUUCCAUUUCAAAUUACUCUAUCAACCCAAACUUAUACAAGACUGUGUUUGGCCCCAAAGUAGAGCCGCAACUAACAGGUCUUGGUGACAAAAAUGGAGUGUUGACAAUCAGAACGUGCUUAGAGAGGGAUGAAAAAUUGUAUGGAGACGAAUGCAAAUGCAGUUCAGUUAAGAAAGAAGACAGGAUAUCUCUUGGAAGAUCAUCAAACCAAUUUGACAAGAAUCAAGCUCAAUUAUGGACUGUGUCACAGAGAUUGGACUAUUUUCAGUGGUUUUCUUGCAGGUUCAUUCCAACAGAAAGCUUGGUAAAUGGAAACAAUAGAUCCAAGAAUGAUUCAUUCAAAAAGGAAACACCUGUUCUUUCGAGUGAUUUUGUUGGAGCUAUUACAACUAUAUGUUCAUCAGAUAUUCUAAGUGAAUGUGAAUUUGCUAUUCGUGUGGUUACCAAAGCUUGGUUGAACUCUCCUGGUGAUCCUCUCAUUGAAAAAGCACUGACACAACCUAAUGUAGUUGAAGCUAUCCUAGAGGUGUUAUUAGCCUCAACUGAGGAUGAAAUUCUUGAAUUGAUUAUAUCAAUUUUAGCAGAAUUAAUAGUAAGGAAUGGUGCAAUAAGACAAAUUAUACUGAACUCUGAUCCUCAACUAGAAAUCUUUGUGAGACUUCUAAGAAGCACUAGUCUGUUUCUAAAAGCUGCAGUUCUGCUUUAUCUGUCAAAGCCACAGGCAAAACAGAUGCUAUCAUCAGAAUGGGUGCCACUUGUACUUCGAGUGUUAGAAUUUGGAGACAAAUUGCAGACCCUCUUCACAGUACAAUGCAGUCCUCAAGUGGCAGCAUUUUAUGCUUUGGACCAACUUCUUACUGGUUUUGAUGAAGAUAAGAAUUUAGAGAAUGCCAGGCAUGUUCUUUCACUUGGGGGAUUAACCCUACUAAUUAGAAGAAUUGAACAAGGAGAGGUUCAUGAGAGAAACAAUUCUGCUUUGAUAAUAUCAUGUUGCAUUCGAGCUGAAGGAAGCUGCAGGAGUUUUUUAGCUGAGAAUAUAAACAAGACUUCAUUACUUGAACUCAUUGUUCUCGGGAGUAAACAAAAUUCCAAAGGGUAUGCCUUGUUUGUGCUAGCUGAGUUGCUCUACCUUGAUAGAAGAUCCAAGACUUUAAAUUUCUUAAGAGGACUUAAAGAUGGAUGGGGUGGCUUAAACAUAAUGCACAUUUUCCUCAUUUACCUUCAGAAGUCUGCACCCGAAGAACGCCCUUUAGUUGCAGUGAUAUUAUUGCUGCUUGAUCUUAUGGAAGAUCCUUUCAAAGGCAGCUUAUAUAGAGCAGAAGCGAUUGAAGCAGUUGUAGAUGCUUUAAAUUGUCAAAUAUGUAACGAUAGAGUUCAAGAACAAUCAGCUCGAGCUCUACUCUUAUUAGGAGGCCACUUUUCUUAUACAGGAGAAUCAUUAAUGGAAAAAUCGCUUUUACAAAAAGCAGGUUUCCAAGAUACUAUCUUAGAAGAUUCAUUUCCUUGCAAGGACAUUGUUGUCUAUGAUUCAAUUAAGAAUAAAGAGGAAGAAGAAGCUGAAAGUUGGAAAAGAAGAGUAGCUUGUGUCUUGUUCAUAAGUGGAAAUAAGAAUUUGCUAUCAGCACUUGCAAAUUCCAUAGCCAAUGGCAUCCCAAGUUUAGCACGAGCAAGCCUUAUAACUAUAUCAUGGAUGAGCAGCUACCUAAACUUUAUUGAAGAUAAAAAGUUGUCACCAAUGGCUUUGUCAAUCUUAAUGCCACAGUUACUACAAUCCUUGAAUUAUGAUAAAGAUGUUGAGGAAAGAGUGCUAGCUUCAUAUUCAUUGAUAUGUCUUAUAAAAAAUUCAGCAGGAUAUGUCUCUGUCCUACCAUCACUGGAUAAAUACUCACUCAGACAUCUCAGAAAUCUCUCCCUAGUGACGUGGACUGCCAAUGAACUCAUAUCAAUCUACUCAAAAAGCAACUUGCAAUUAAGACAAUGAUAAUUGUUGAAUUUUUUUUUUUGUCUUUCAUAUAAGUGUGAUUGCAAUCAUCCUUGAGUUUUGUAUAGUUUAUUAAUUUGA
Gastrolobium bilobum is the source of this 3134-nucleotide messenger RNA. RefSeq names its product putative E3 ubiquitin-protein ligase LIN-1. Lineage: Eukaryota; Viridiplantae; Streptophyta; Magnoliopsida; Fabales; Fabaceae. Bases 54 to 3053 code for a protein of 999 amino acids. The transcript is spliced from 7 exons. The record is from RefSeq and is a predicted model, not a curated record.